Messenger RNA from Verticillium alfalfae VaMs.102, 1068 nucleotides. RefSeq lists its product as hypothetical. Lineage: Eukaryota; Fungi; Ascomycota; Sordariomycetes; Glomerellales; Plectosphaerellaceae. Gene Ontology annotation, cellular component: SAGA complex. The coding region runs from base 1 to 1068 and encodes 355 amino acids. The record is from RefSeq and is a predicted model, not a curated record. The transcript has a single exon.
AUGACUGACCCUAAGAAGCCUCCACGCGCAAACCCGCCGAAAGCCAAGGUAAAGGCUGGCCGAAGAGGCUCCCUAGUGAAGCAGCCCAAGCGCGCAAACUCAUCACUGCCUCCAAGACCCUUGAGCGUAGCCGGCUCAGGUUCCUCGUCCACGCCCGGAAUCGCACCUACGUUGCCGUUGCCUUCAGCCGCCGGCAUCAUGUCACAACGUCACAGGAGCGGCCGCGGCUCGAAUCGCAACAAUGGCGGUGGCCACGGUGAGGAGGUCCAGCUCUGGGAAAUGGCCAAGCAGCAGAUCCACGAGGUCGUUACCGGCGUCAACACGGAGAAUGACAACUUGGCCGAACUGCUCAAGCUCGACGCCAAGACGGCAACCGCUACUAAGAAUGGCGGCGGUCCCACCGGAGCAGACCUCGCAACAAUGGAGCAACUCUGUCGGUCCGGUGUGAGGCUGUCGGAGACCAAUUCGAACACCAUUCGCGCUCUCAUUGAACAGCUCACGCUUCUCAAAGCAGUCCAACAGGCCAACCACAAGGAAGCUACCGAGGCCCUGGCCGCGCCGACGGCGUCACGCACUGGCGGCUCGUCGCGGAACCGCGAGACGGCGAGCGCCGCCGCCGCCGCCGCCGCGGCGUCCUCCCUGUACGACUUUGACGGCGCGGGGGACUCACCGGUCCCUAGCCCCAUCUCCAGUGGGCGAAAGUACGGGGACCGGUCGAGCAAUCGAGACAGCGCGAGAGACAGCAACCGGGACAGCAAUCGAGACAGCAUCCCUCCCAAAGCCGAUAGUGUUGAGCCGCAGGGAUCCACGGGCAGUGGCACAGCCGGCUCAUCUUCGGGGGUGCUGCCGGGGUCAACGACGGCUGGCAACGGGCCCCGCGGCAAGAUCACCUUUUCCAAAGGUGACAAGGUGGCGUUCAAGCGCAAGAAGGAAGAGCCGCAACAAGGAGAUCCGCCGUAUGACUGGAUACUCGGCGAAGUUGUCGGCGUCAUUGGCGAAGGCAAGAGCCGGCGGUACAAGUGCCUGGACGUGGAGCCGGAGGACCCGGCCAAGGCCCAAAGAGUUUAA